This is a messenger RNA of Perca flavescens (yellow perch), 4322 nucleotides long. It is a transcript of the gene tex2, whose product is annotated as testis expressed 2. Gene Ontology annotation, cellular component: endoplasmic reticulum. Bases 499 to 4047 code for a protein of 1182 amino acids. Gene Ontology annotation, molecular function: lipid binding. Lineage: Eukaryota; Metazoa; Chordata; Actinopteri; Perciformes; Percidae. The transcript has 13 exons. The record is from RefSeq and is a predicted model, not a curated record.
GACGCAAUUCACACUCUCCUGCUGCAACACAAUAAAAUAUGUAUCACCAGAGUGCCGACGAUGGGAUGCUUCUUUGGGUGUAAAUAUCAGUUAAAUGGUGAAGAGGGGAGGGGGGUGUGGCAUUGACCAUCACCCAUUCACCAAAACAGUACACGCCCAGAGCUCGUGCAUUUGUGGCGUAAAAAGCCGCGCCGGGGAUCCGGUUUGGUCACUGUCAAAUCUGCUCUUGGACUCUCGCUGGGUGCACAGGCCAGUCAGCCCGUCGGCAGCCCGCCGUGCUCCUUCCCUCCGCAGGCUCCGGGCUGCACGCAGGGAUCCUCAUCGCAUUACGCAGAUUCGAAGCCUGGACGCGGAGCGAACCAAAACCAAUGGCCUGCACAUGAAGAUGCGAUAACUACAAUACGAUUUAAGGCAUGUUAGCGCCAUGAGUGCAGGUUGUGUUGAAAUAGAUUGAAUGCCUUCAAAAUCUCAAGGCUGUGAGCCCUGUGCAGGGUGGUGAUGAGCAACCAGGGCAGCAGCAGCAGGGGAAGUGGCCAGCAUGCUGACACUACUCCCUCCCGUCACACCCCUGGACCCAAGCUGCAGGUGCAGCGCUCCAUCUCUCGUGACAUCAUCACCAUCCACUUCUCUGCUCUGGGGAAGGAGGAAGACGACGAGGAAGAGGAGCUCUACGGCCUACCUCUUGGAUCUGCUGGGGCUAAAUCCGAGCUUGAUGGUGCAGGUCUAGAAGCUUCAGGGGCUGACGACCAGUCUGUCGCCACAGGCUUGGAGGCAAAAGAGGAGGUGCUGUUUGAAUUUGCCGGUGUGGAGACGUCCUCUGGAGCUGCUGUGCUCCCCGUUUCAUCCACCACCCUGUAUGUGCAGCCUUCAGACCUUCAUCCACACACACCCUCUCCAGCCGUGACUAUUAUCCCCACUCCCACGCACCCCCACCUGAGCUCCACCCCUCCUGCCAGCUCCUCCUGGCCCUCUGACCGACCCUCAGCCAAUCCCUCAUCCACGAGCUCUAGCUCCUCCUCCCCUUGCAAGUCUGCAGCGCUGUCCUCCUCCAAGCCUUUCCUCAGCCUGGUCAGGUCCUUGUCCAAUGACGUUGAGUCUCGCGAAACCACUCCUGCGCCCACCACUGUCGCGCCAUCGCACGCACGGCACCGUCACUUAAUGAAAUCUUUUGUGAAGUCUCUUUCCACGGACACUUCGAAAGCCGAACAUCAGGAAGGGCCCCUUCAUUACUAUCAUCAGCAACAGCAAGUGCAGACAUCCCAGCGGCCUCCACCUCGCAACAUGCAACUCUUCAAACAGUUCUCCCAGCCUCGAUUGUGCUCCAGCCCUGUCAUUGUCAAGAAAGCAGGUGGAGACUCCAAAACAGCCCCUUCUUCCCCGAUCAGGUCCCCAGAUGGUAGGUCUUUCUUCAAGGUCCAAGAGGUGGAGGCCAGGAUAGAGGAUACUAAGCGACGGCUGUCAGAGGUGAUGUCAGACCCUCUGCAGCUUUUUAGUAAGAUCAUGGGGGAUGAGUCUGGCGUGGGAGCUGUUGGGAGUGCCACUCAUCGUGCCAAAUCGCUGUCCUCCAGUGCGUCAGAGCUCAGCGGAGUGACAGCGGUAAACGGACACACAGAAGGUAACAACAACUAUAGCAUCAAGGAGGAGGAAGGGGCAGAAGAGGAAGAAACCCCCGCGGGCAAGGGCCCUGACUCUGUUUUUUUCUCCUUCCCAUCACUGGCACCAGCCCCAGCCCUCACCCAGGCCUCCUCGUCCACUUUCCCCAAGUCUCCUUCUCUUACUCUGGGCCGCUGCUCUAUGUCUGCCCUGGUUGCUCGACAGGAAGACGAGGACUUUUGUGAACUGUACAGUGAAGACUUUGAGAUAUGUACCGAUACAGAAACGCCAGAUGGGGAUCGCCCGGGGUCCCGGCAGCCCCAUACUGGUAGCACUGGGUUGUGUAGUGAACUUGACACAGAGGAGGAGGAGAAAGAGGAGGAGGAGGAGUUUGAGACUGUGCCUGUGACUGGCCUCAUCUUCCUGACACAGUUGGUUUACUGGUACAUAGUCCUUCCAGUGCCACCUUAUGUAUGUGCGGUGGUGCAUGGGAUAGUAGCUGGGUUCAUGUUGGCCUUGCUGGUCCUCUGGCUGUCUUCUCCUGGACGCUCCUCAUCAGGGACGAGAAGAGGGAGGCGAAGGAUAGAGCACUGGAAUGUGGCCCAGCUGGAUAUCAAAGAACCUGGAACCGUCAAGGGCUGGAUGAAUGAGAUCCACAGCUACGACCCAGAGAUGUACCACGCCACCCUGACCCACUCUGUUUACGUCCGUCUAGAGGGCUCUGUCCUGCGUCUGUCCAAGCCUAACCGGAACAUCUCCCGUCGUGCCACACACAACGAGCCUAAACCGGAUGUCACCUACAUCAGCCAGAAGAUCUAUGACCUGACGGAUAGCAAGAUCUACCUGCUGCCCCAAAGCCUGGCUAGGAAGAGAGUUUGGAACAAGAAGUACCCCAUUUGCAUUGAGCUGGCCAAGCAGGAGAACUUCAUGUCCAAGGCCCAGGUAGAGAAGCCCGAAGCUGGGGAGGAGAAACUAACAGGGCUGGGUGAGAAGCUGGAACAAACUGACAAAUACGAGAAAGUUGAGGUAUCAGGGUCAGCAGAGGAACCCAAAAGACCAACCUCUGGAGGGGGGGAUCUGACUAUCUACCUGUUUGGGAGGACGGGGCGGGAGAAGGAAGAGUGGUACCGGAGAUUUCUGCUGGCAUCCCGAAUAAAGUCAGAGGGAAGAGGUGGUAGUCUGCCUGGCAUCUGCAAGAGUGCCUUCUUGCCCUCCCGCAGUAGCAGCAUCCAAUCUGGUGGAGGUCUGGAGGCUGACAGCAGGAGCAGCAGCCGAGGUAGCCUGGAGGAGCUGCCUCAGUCUCGCAACAGAGAGACCUCCUCUGCUCCCUCCUGUGGCUAUAGUGGAGGGAUGAAGCAGAAGAUGCUGUUGGACUAUAAUGUCUACAUGGCCAAAUAUGUCAACCCCCACGCCCCAGAGAAAAGCCCAACUGCCACCGACAGCCCUGGGCCCAGCCCAGAGAGCAGCCCCACAACUACCAAAAAGAUACGCAGGAGUUCAGAGGAGACGGUGGAGCCUGAGGCCUGGGUCAACGCUUUUGUGGGAAGGAUGUUCUGGGACUUCCUGGGAGAGAAAUACUGGGCCAAUGUAGUCUCCAAAAAGAUCCAGAUGAAGCUCAGUAAGAUCAGGCUGCCAUAUGUUAUGAAUGAGCUGACUUUGACAGAGCUAGACAUGGGCUUUUCCAUUCCCAAGAUCCUUCAUGCCUCCAAACCCUCUGUGGACCACCAAGGUCUGUGGUUUGAUCUAGAGGUUUCCUACACGGGCUCCUUCCUCAUGACACUAGAGACCAAGAUGAACCUGGCCCGUCUGGGGAAGGAGGGGGAGGGGCUCGGGGAGCACGGAAAAGAGUGGCCCAGGCCACGGACAUACUGUCUGGCAGACAGCGAUGAGGAGUCGUCUAGUGCCGGCUCAUCGGAUGAGGAGGACCCCCCUGAACUCCUCAGUGACAAAGCCAUUCUUCCUGGAGCCGAGGGCUACGUGGGAGGCCACAGGCCCAGCAAGAUCAUGCGCUUUGUGGACAAGAUAGCCAAGUCAAAGUACUUUCAGAAAGCCACAGAGACGGAGUUCAUUAAGAAGAAGAUGGAGGAGGUGUCCAACACACCUCUGCUGCUCACUGUGGAGGUGCAAGAGUUCCGUGGGACACUGGCUGUCAACAUCCCACCUCCCCCCACGGACAGAAUAUGGUAUGGUUUCCGGAGUCCGCCUCACCUGGAGCUGAAAGCACGGCCUAAACUGGGUGAAAGGGAGGUCACUUUAGUUCAUGUGACAGAUUGGAUUGAGAAGAAAUUGGACCAGGAAUUCCAGAAAAUAUUUGUGAUGCCAAACAUGGACGAUGUAUGGCUACCCAUAAUGCACUCUGCCAUGGACACACGUUCCAAUGCCAACUUGGUUACUAUGACAAAUGAUGCCUUGAAGGACCCAGAACCUGAGGAGUCUGAGGUCUCUGACAUGUGAAGACUGCUUUUCAAAGUGCAUAAUGACAGAUAUUUUAUCAGCAUGGUAAUAUGGCAAGUUCCCGCCCCUCUCAUAGACCCAUGGCUGUCGCAAUGGGUCGGGCCAACUCUCCAAUAUUUUUACCCAUGUUCCAGUCCCAUUGUUGAACCACCGAUGAAGUGCACUCACAAAAGUGUUGGGGUAACUAAAAGCAGGAAAACAGAGGACAAUUGUGACUGAUAGAUUGUCAUUCAAUCUCACAGUUUUAUUUCUGUGACAUAAAAUAUUAUGAUUAA